GGUAGGUGGGGGGAAGGAAGAUGAGAACCUCCCACCCAGCCCGUGUUGGGUGGCGUUUCCAUAAUCUAAGCCCUGACAAAUCAGUCCCCAGUUUUCUGUUGUCCCGUGGUGUACCACACCCUCUGGAAGCUCUGCAGCCUCUUUGAUUUCUGCAGCCUGGUGAAGUAUAAACCGCUGAGCUUGAAGUUGGGCACAGCGCUGUGAACUUGGUGCUAACAGAGACUCUGCAUUUGAUAAGUUGCGUUUUGGAAGCAGAAUGUUGAGUUGGCCAUGUGUGGCAAUGUUCUGUGCUCUAGCAGCAGUUCUCAGGGUCAGAUAAGUAAUGCCACCAGGCUGUAUCCAGAUUAGUCUAUUGCUUAGCUCUCCUGAGGGCACAGGUACUUACCCGGGAUCGAAUUAGGAAGGGAGAGCAUCGUUUCCACUUGGGAGAUAAUCAGGAGAAGGUGAUAAUGAAGGUUUAAACUUGACACACACACACACACACACACACACACUUUGUCAUACUUAACCUCUGUGAAACACCCACAGAAUCUCUUUCAAACUUUGCAAAUCAUGCAAUUCAUUCCCAUUACCUUUUUGCUGUAGUCUGUGUUUAAGUUUGUAGUGCAACUUCUUCAUCUGUCGCUAAUGCAGAGCUGUAAUAACUGACUGUGUCUGCCUUGGAACUGCUCAUUGUACCACUUUGCUGUAUCACUGCAAUACCAUUGAAAUCCUGUUGGUUUGUGCCUAUGGGUAUUCCAAACCUUGUAGUCUGCUGAGAGACCUCCAUUACCUGCUGGAAUAAGGAAUGCUUGCUGCUGCUGCUUGGUGGAGUAAUUGAAUUUCCAUUUUCACCAUGUGAUGACAUUAAUGAAGUAACGCAGUUUUAUUAAAAGCUUGUCCUGUGUGAAGACGUCACUGCUUGAAUUGAGCACUUACCUACCAGCUGGAGAACUACAGAGCUGGAAAGCUUCUGCUUUUGAUCUGCUAGUAUGCUUUGUGAUCUUGUAGCAUUGUGAUUACACGACAUGGAUGUUUCUUUGGAUGUGUGGAGUACAGCAAGCCAUGAAGCAAGCUUUCAGGUUUUCAAGGCCUUGAAUGCUGAGAAGUGCAAAGUAGAGUUCUGUCUGUUAACUUGGGUUCAAGGUAGAGAUGGCUCUCUUGAGUAUGGCCGGAUUCACCUCACCACUCAGUCCUUUCUUCUGCAGUGGCCGUGGCAGAUCUUUAGAAUACAUGGGUAAACCAACUGUAUCAUCAUAUCUUCUCAAUGUAGCCUUCCAGGUUCCAGACUGUGGCAAGGAGACUUUGGUAGCCACAAUGGUGGCUUUGUUUUUUACUAGACCUGGAUGGCUUCCUUUUGAAGUCUAUCUUAUUGGUUCUUGAGCCUUGAACUUCAAUACUCACAGUAUCUUGUGGCAUUAUAUCAGACUUCUUAAUGGUAGACUACAUGGGGAAACUUCCUUCUAAUGGGAAGGGUUGUUUGGGCGCAAUGCAAUUGAACCCAGCAUUAUUGUCUCUACAUUGCAAUAGUGUAUCAGAGGGACAUGCCUUGAGGUUGGGGUUGUGGGUGUGAUGAAUAGUUUGCUACAUACUGAAGUGCUUCAUCACUGAGAUGUGGUAGGUAGCAUUUGAACAAGUGCUUUGAUAGUAAAUGAAGAUGAACUCAGUGGUCAACAUUUGCGGAACACAGAGAUAGUAAUAUUAACCUGAAGGCAGUAAUUUUGGAUUCCCCUUCAUCCCUAUGGAAUAGCCCUUUAAUCACUAGAUAUACAAGUAGUUAAUGAGUUCCUUUUCUUUUUUUCCUUUGGGAAAAGGAGUUUCCCAGGAGUGCAGAGGGUUCUUUAAGGUUGAUAGCUGCACCCUUUUGUCUGGAUUGGGGUGUAUUAAGAGUCAGUGUGGGAUGUCUCAUCACACUUGUGUCAGUUUUACUCAUAUUGCUAAUGCUUUGUGGCAGCAGGAGUUGACAGCUAGGGACCGUAGCUAUGUAGUAGAUAGCAGCUAGCUCAUUCUGAAAUCUAAGCAGCUGUCUUUACUGCUAAAAUUAUAUUUGUUAGGUUAAGCCCAACACAUGUUGCAACCAGAUCUCCUUUUUGGUAUUAGCGCCCCUUCUUUCUGGGAAGAAAACCAAGCAAUGAAAACAAAUCUGCUUAUAUGCUUCAAAAGAACUGCCUUGGAUGACAGAAACUUUUGAACAGGGAGACGGCAUGCAGAAAACGCCAGCAAGAAGGUAAACUUGAAGGAUUCUGACCUCUUUCAGGUAAUAUCUCGACUGUACGACAAGCAGCCAGAAUGUCGGGGGCUUCUGUGAAGGUGGCUGUUCGGGUCCGGCCCUUCAACUCUCGAGAAACCAGCAAAGAAUCCAAAUGUAUCAUCCAGAUGCAAGGCAAUUCAACCAGUAUUAUCAACCCAAAGAAUCCCAAGGAAGCGCCAAAGUCCUUCAGCUUUGACUACUCUUAUUGGUCCCACACGUCGCCUGAAGAUCCCUGCUUUGCGUCUCAGAGCCGUGUGUACAAUGAUAUUGGGAAGGAGAUGUUGCUGCAUGCCUUUGAGGGCUACAACGUAUGCAUUUUUGCCUACGGACAAACUGGAGCUGGGAAAUCCUACACAAUGAUGGGCAAACAGGAGGAGAGCCAAGCAGGGAUAAUCCCCCAGCUAUGUGAAGAAUUGUUUGAGAAAAUCAAUGACAACAGCAACGAAGAGAUGUCGUACUCUGUAGAGGUGAGUUACAUGGAGAUUUAUUGUGAGAGAGUCAGAGACUUGUUGAACCCGAAGAACAAAGGGAAUUUGCGGGUGCGAGAACAUCCUCUGCUUGGCCCUUACGUGGAAGAUCUGUCCAAGUUAGCAGUCACAUCUUACACAGACAUUGCAGACCUCAUGGAUGCUGGAAACAAAGCCAGGACUGUGGCAGCUACCAACAUGAAUGAAACUAGCAGCCGUUCUCAUGCUGUGUUUACAAUUGUCUUUACUCAGAAGAAACAUGAUGCAGAAACUGAUCUUUCCACAGAGAAGGUCAGCAAGAUCAGCCUUGUGGAUCUGGCUGGGAGUGAGCGAGCUGAUUCAACUGGUGCCAAAGGAACCCGAUUAAAGGAAGGAGCAAAUAUAAACAAAUCUCUCACGACUCUGGGCAAAGUUAUUUCAGCAUUGGCAGAGGUGGAUAACUGCACCAGCAAGAGUAAAAAAAAGAAGAAGACGGACUUCAUACCAUACAGGGAUUCUGUACUAACAUGGCUUCUUCGAGAGAAUCUAGGUGGUAAUUCCCGAACUGCUAUGGUUGCUGCUUUGAGUCCAGCAGAUAUCAACUAUGAUGAAACUUUGAGCACUUUAAGAUAUGCUGAUCGUGCAAAACAAAUUAAAUGCAAUGCUGUUAUCAAUGAAGAUCCAAAUGCCAAGCUGGUGCGUGAGCUGAAGGAGGAAGUGACAAGGCUUAAGGAUCUCUUGCGUGCCCAAGGGCUGGGAGAUAUUAUUGACAUUGAUCCAAUGGGAGAUGAAUACUCUGGAAGUGGAGGCAAAUAUCUGAAAGAUUUUCAGAACAAUAAACAUAGAUACUUGCUAGCCUCCGAGAAUCAACGUCCUGGCAAUUUUUCCACAGCCUCCAUGGGGUCCCUCACUGCCUCUCCGUCCUCCUGCUCUCUCAGUAGUCAGGUGGGCUUAACAUCUGUGUCCAGUAUACAGGAAAGAAUCAUGUCAACGCCUGGAGGAGAAGAGGCAAUUGAGCGUUUAAAGGAAUCUGAGAAGAUCAUUGCAGAGCUGAAUGAAACGUGGGAAGAGAAGCUGAGGAAAACAGAGGCCAUUAGGAUGGAAAGGGAGGCAUUGUUGGCAGAAAUGGGAGUUGCCAUUCGGGAAGAUGGAGGAACACUGGGAGUCUUUUCUCCUAAAAAGACUCCUCAUCUUGUAAACCUUAAUGAAGAUCCACUCAUGUCUGAAUGUCUGCUCUACUACAUCAAAGAUGGUAUUACUAGGGUUGGCCAAGCUGAUGCUGAGCGAAGGCAAGACAUCGUAUUGAGUGGGGCUCAUAUCAAAGAAGAGCACUGUAUCUUUCGAAGUGAGAGGAACAACAAUGGUGAAGUUAUUGUUACUUUGGAGCCUUGUGAACGAUCAGAAACUUAUGUUAAUGGCAAGCGGGUUGUGCAGCCUGUGCAACUGCGUUCAGGAAAUCGUAUCAUCAUGGGUAAGAACCAUGUCUUCCGAUUCAACCAUCCAGAGCAAGCACGAGCAGAAAGAGAGAAAACUCCAUCAGCUGAGACUCCCUCUGAGCCUGUUGACUGGACGUUUGCUCAGAGAGAGCUUCUGGAGAAGCAGGGCAUUGACAUGAAGCAAGAGAUGGAGAAAAGAUUACAAGAAAUGGAGAUUUUGUAUAAGAAGGAGAAGGAGGAAGCAGAUCUCUUGUUGGAGCAGCAAAGGCUGGACUAUGAGAGUAAGCUGCAGGCCUUGCAGAAGCAGGUGGAGACACGAUCCUUGGCAGCUGAAACAACAGAGGAGGAGGAAGAGGAGGAGGAAGUGACCUGGACACGACACGAGUAUGAGCUCGCACAGUGGGCUUUCAGGAAAUGGAAGUUUCAUCAGUUCACUUCAUUGAGGGAUCAGCUCUGGGGAAAUGCUGUAUAUCUGAAAGAAGCCAAUGCAAUCAGUGUAGAAUUAAAGAAAAAGGUGCAGUUUCAGUUUGUCCUGCUGACUGACACCCUCUACUCACCACUGCCACCAGAGCUUUUGCCCCCUGAGAUGGAGAAGACCCAGGCCAACAGGCCGUUUCCUCGGACAGUGGUAGCUGUGGAAGUCCAGGAUCUGAAGAAUGGUGCAACGCAUUACUGGUCCUUAGAAAAACUCAAGCAGCGGUUGGACCUGAUGCGUGAGAUGUAUGACCGAGCUGGGGAAAUGGCAUCCAAUACGCAGGAUGAGAGUGAAAGCACCAUGACAGGCAGUGACCCCUUUUAUGAUCGCUUUCACUGGUUCAAGCUGGUUGGAAGCUCCCCCAUUUUCCAUGGCUGCGUGAAUGAGCGUCUUGCUGAUCGCACGCCCUCCCCCACUUUCUCCACGGCUGACUCUGACAUCACUGAACUGGCUGAUGAGCAGCAGGAUGAGAUGGAGGACUUUGAUGAUGAGGCCUUUGUGGAUGAUACUGGCUCCGACGCUGGAACAGAGGAGGGAUCAGACCUCUUCAAUGAUGGGCACGACCCGUUUUACGACCGAUCCCCUUGGUUCAUUUUAGUGGGAAGAGCAUUUGUAUACCUGAGCAAUUUGCUGUACCCCGUGCCUCUGAUUCACCGAGUAGCUGUUGUUAGUGAGAAGGGAGAAGUACGAGGAUUCCUGCGAGUAGCAGUGCAAGCUAUAGCAGCUGAUGAAGAAGCCCCUGAUUAUGGAUCUGGUAUUCGACAGUCAGGCACAGCUAAAAUUUCAUUUGAUAAUGAAUAUUUUGAUAAGAGCGAUUUUUCUGCUGUCGCGAUGACCCGGUCUGGGCUGUCCUUGGAAGAAUUAAGAAUUGUGGAAGGGCAGGGACAGAAUUCAGAGGUUAUCACUCCCCCAGAGGAGAUAAACAGAAUGAAUGAGCUCGACCUGAAGUCAUCCACUCUACUGGAUGGAAAAAUGACUAUGGAAGGAUUCACUGAAGAAAUUGGUAAUCACUUGAAGCUGGGUAGUGUGUUUACCUUCCGUGUGACAGUGCUGCAGGCCAGUGGCAUCCUUCCUGAAUACGCAGACAUUUUCUGCCAGUUCAACUUUUUACACCGUCACGAUGAAGCUUUCUCAACAGAACCUCUCAAAAACAAUGGCCGAGGGACUCCGCUUGGUUUUUACCACGUUCAGAAUAUUGCUGUGGAAGUGACAGAGUCAUUUGUGGAGUACAUCAAAACAAAGCCUAUUGUUUUUGAGGUCUUUGGACAUUACCAGCAGCAUCCUCUACAUCUACAAGGACAGGAUCUCAAUAGCCCUCCACAGCCUUCUCGAAGAUUCUUUCCUCCCCCUAUGCCACUCUCAAAGCCAGACCACGAAAGGAAAAUUGAAUUAAUUAGGUAUCUUAUGUCUGGCUAUGUAAACGUGCAUGUGCUGAACACACUGUCCGAGCAUGCCAACGUGCUUGCAUCCUCUGCUGUGGCUGCUUUCCAGGAUGGGGCGGACCAGCUGCCACCCUUUCUGUUUCUGCCUGUUCCCAGCUGUCAGAGUGAGCGGGCUCCUAAACGAGAUGUGCCAGCUACAAAGCUAAAUACUAUGAGCAAACCCAGCCUGGGCCAGAGUGUGAGCAAAUACGACCUCCUUGUCUGGUUUGAGAUCAGUGAAUUGGAGCCAACUGGCGAGUAUAUUCCUGCUAUUGUGGACCACACUGGAUGCCUGCCUUGUCAGGGGACAUUCCUGCUUCACCAGGGAAUCCAACGUAGAAUCACAGUCACCAUUAUCCAUGAGAAAGGCAAUGAGCUGCACUGGAAAGAUGUACGAGAGCUGGUUGUUGGACGUAUAAGAAACAAAGCAGAAGUAGAUGAAGCUGCUGUGGAUGCUAUUUUGUCUUUGAAUAUUAUUUCUGCAAAAUACCUGAAGUCAUCUCACAGCUCCAAUAGGCUCUUUCUUGAUAAGGAUAUGCCUAGGACUUUCUAUCGGUUCGAAGCAGUUUGGGAUAGCUCUUUGCAUAACUCCCUUCUCCUCAACCGAGUCACCCCAUAUGGAGAGAAGAUAUAUAUGACCCUUUCUGCUUACCUGGAGCUUGACCACUGCAUUCAGCCUGCUGUUAUAACAAAGGAUGUUUGUAUGGUCUUUUAUUCACGUGAUGCCAAGAUCUCUCCACCACGAUCACUGCGCAAUCUCUUUGGCAGUGGCUACUCCAAAUCUCCAGAUUCCAAUCGAGUAACUGGGAUCUAUGAACUGAGUUUAUGCAAAAUGGCAGACACAGGGAGUCCCGGAAUGCAGAGGAGGAGGAGGAAAGUCCUGGAUACAUCUGUGGCAUACGUGCGUGGAGAAGAGAACCUGGCAGGGUGGAGGCCCCGAGGAGACAGCCUCAUUCUGGAGCAUCAGUGGGAAUUGGAGAAACUAGAGCUGCUGCAUGAGGUGGAAAAAACCCGGCAUUUCCUUUUGCUUCGUGAAAAGCUUGGUGACAGCAUCCCCAAGUCUCUGAGUGACUCGCUGUCUCCCAGUCUGAGCAGUGGAACCCUCAGCACCUCCACCAGCAUUUCCUCCCAGAUUUCCACCACAACCUUUGAGAGUGCUGUGACGCCCAGUGAGAGCAGUGGCUACGACUCAACAGAUAUAGAGAGCCUGGUGGAUCGUGAGAAAGAGCUGGCCACCAAGUGUCUGCAGCUUCUGACUCACACUUUCAAUCGGGAGUUUAACCAAGUGUACAACAGCAUCAGUGACUGUAAGUUGUCUGAUAUUUCUCCCAUUGGACGGGACCCAUCAGUGUCAAGUUUCAGCAGUGCUACCCUCACACCUUCAUCUACCUGUCCUUCUCUGGUGGAUUCAAGAUGCAAUUCAAUUGACCAGAAGACACCAGAAGCAAAUUCUCGUGCCUCCAGUCCCUGUCCUGAGAUGGAACAGUUCCAGAUAAUCCCUGCAGUAGAAAAUUCCUAUCUUGCCAGAGCUGGAAAGAAUGAAUUCCUGAAUCUUGUUCCUGACAUUGAGGAAAUCAGACCAGGCUCUGUGGUGUCAAAGAAAGGAUACCUCCACUUCAAAGAGCCACUCUCCAGCUCCUGGGCCAAGCACUUUGUGGUGGUCCGCCGUCCCUAUGUUUUUAUUUACAACAGUGACAAAGAUCCUGUGGAAAGAGGGCUCAUAAACUUAUCCACGGCUCAGGUGGAAUACAGUGAGGAUCAGCAGGCAAUGGUAAAGACACCCAACACCUUUGGUGUAUGCACAAAGCAUCGUGGGGUCCUGCUCCAGGCCAUCAAUGACAAAGACAUGAAUGACUGGUUAUACGCCUUCAACCCACUUCUUGCUGGCACGAUACGGUCCAAACUGGCUCGAAGACGGACAGGCCAGCUGAAGUACUGAGUCCAUGUAAUGUUCUCAUCUGUUCUCCCUAACUCCUAUUCUGAUAGAUAAAGUGUUACCUCUCAUUUUCUCUUUGUGAUUCUUGACAGUUUCUCUUGUAUGUAAUCCUGUGGCUUAACAACCCCUACCUUCCCACCUCCUCCAUUGCAUUUUCUAGAUAUUCUAACACUAUUUCUUUUCACUUGUGCAGAGAAUCCUACUAGUAGCAUGUGGCCAAACAAAAAGGAGGAAAAAAAGCCUGAUUAUGCACGACUCUAAAAAGAAAAAAAAAAAUUCCUAUAACAAUUGUUUUUUCAUUCCAGCUGACCUUCUGGUGUCUGUCCCACUGUACAUUGUUGUCUGUCUAGAAUGCUACAGGUCUUACAUUCGAUUCAUGACUUGGCAGUAGUCAUUGGUUCCCUCAGGGCAAAGUGCUAAUGCCAGGGAAAGAUUAUUCCUUCUAUUGUAGACAUUACCCAGUCAGGAACUGCAAUAGCUCCUCGGGCUUUCCAGCCUCUGGUUUAAACUCUUUUGAAAGCUGACAUUGGAUAAAACUAUCUGGGCAGACUGGACUUUGGACUUGGUGCAAGUUUUUGAGCUCUCUGGGUCUAACGGGCUGGAAAGAAGUAGGGAAGGAAUCUGGAGGGGCUGGCUGCAGUGAUCUGCCUUCCCAUGUUUGCUGUGGGUGUGCAGGUGAGCAGUGCUUGCCUCGAACUCUUCCACUAAAAUGUAAUGCUGCUCUGCCUCUGAGUUGAGCAGACAGAACUUCUGCUAAUGUGAGGAAAAACAAACCAUGUUAUAUUAGGUAGAACCCCUGAAGUUUUAGAUGCUCACCCUCACAUUUGAUGCAGGUGGAAGGAGCCAGCGUGGUGGUUCCCUGGAGCCUUUUCAGGAGAUCACCACAGGAGGGCAACAUCUCCCCUUUCUGCUUUUAGUUCAGCCUUUCUAGUUCCUGUAGCGACAGUUCUCACCUCUUGGAAGACAUUUACACUUGUAAUCGGUUUGUUAGGGAAGACAGGUCUUUGGCGUCAUUCUGAAAUGCCUGCUUUAUGCAUGCAUCCCGUACCUGCAAUACUCAGCUGCCAUCCCGUCUGUCAAUGGGAAAAAGUAUCCACUGUCUACAGCCUGCUUUCUGGACCUUGCACUUGCAGUAUUCUUCAGGGAACAGCAGGACACUUUCACUUCCUUUUGGAAUAAUUGUUGAAUGUCUCUUAAUCUACCUGCUGCAAUUUUCAUCAGCUAACCUCCCUAGCUAUCAUUAAUUUCAGAAAUAAUCCUUCCUUGAGGGCAGAUCAGAUGGACUUUGAUCCUGGUCAGUGUGGUGUGACAGUUAGCUUCUUGGAGAUCAGCUGGGUGGUGUUGGUUCUUGACCUGCGAUGGAAGUUCUCUCUGAGGCAAAGCUUUGCUCCUUGCCUCAGGAAAGGAAGGCAGAAUGAGUUUCCUUUCUAAGAAGUGAACUCAUCUUUCUUACUUAGGUUUUCAGGGAGGUUGGAGGCUUUUGUUUGUUUCAUUUUGUGUGUUUCAGACUGCUAUGCUGUAGUUUUGUGACGUGGGUGCUGGUAGGGCUAGCUGUGAUCCUGGGCAGAUGUACCAGGAUUUCACCUUGGGUAGAGAUGAAAGGGUUUCAUGCCACCAUUACAGUAGGCAAUCUAGGGGGAAAAAAAAAUGUGACUCCAGCUCAGGAAGGUCAUUUUAGUUCAGAUCACUCACCACCAGGUCACCCCAUGCCUUGGGACUUCUGUGGCCAAAAGUAUAUGUGGGACUGCCAUCAGCUGAGCAAUUUUCUUUUAGCUUUAUGGGUUUUUCAUUCAAUAAAAUGCAAUGCAUACUGGGACCUCCUAAAAGCAUAGCUGGAAAGGGGAGAUGCAGUCUGAUACUAGCUAGGGCAUAUCCUUAUUUAUCAGUAUAGUAUUCAAGUUAAAUAAUGUGCUCAUCCCAUCUCCUACGGUCCUCAGAUUUAUUUCAGAACUGGAACCCUGUGUGUGUGUGUGUGUGUGUGUCCUGGGGACCCAGGAACGUAGCAGAGAGGUGGUUGUUUUUUGGUUUUGUCUUGUUGAGAGUGUGUGACUCUCAGUACAGUGGUGGUAGUUCUCUGUUCUGCAAUGGACGAUAUGCACUUGCAGUGUGUGGAUAGUAGGACUGCUAGUGCUGGCAGUGGGCUCCCCAGGCUGGAGCUAAGCUCAUCUCAACAUGCAUUGAGAAUGAAGUCGAUUGAUUUUAAGCACUAAGUUGUUACUGCCACCAUCGCCACUGUUUGCCAUGGAAGUGGAACCAGUCUGAGGAGGCCUAGCAGUUUAAGUGGUUAAGUUCAUGUGACGCACUGAGAGAUAGAAAUUUUUGUUUUUAUCUUUUUUUUUAAUCUAGAAGAAAACUAGUUUUCUAAGUCUUUGCUUUGGAUAAACCAGAAAAUGAACUGUGGGUAAAUGAACAUUGCAUAGAAACACGAUUAAAGGAUUGUCCUUUGAAAACAGGAAGAGGCAGAUGCUUAUUUUAUACAGAGCUGGAGAUGUUGCAGUUGUAUUACGUAAGUGUCUUAUAACCGAAGAUCCCAAGCAGCUUCUUAUGACUUGGUGUCUGUGUGGAUAGCAGGUCAUCAGAACAGAAUGCUAUUUUUAAUCAUCAGUAUCUCUUAGAGCUGCAUAAUCUUGACAAAAUCAAUUCUCACAUAGACUUCAAGUGGGCAUUACUGUGACUGGGUCUGGCCUAAAUACAGAUUUUCACCAAUUACUGACAUUGGUUUCCCUACUUAAAACUGGAUGACUGAAAUGAACUAAAAUUUUCUUUGGAACGAAAGCAAAGCCAAAAAAAAAAAAAAAGAAGUGAAUUUCUAUUCACUUCGAAGCUGUUUUGAUCUAACCCAACAAUUAAAAAAGUUCUGUUCAGAAACAGAACAAGAACAGAAAAACGUGCCAAGCUGCCUUCUGCUGACAUUUAAAAACCCACUCUUGGUUACCUGCUGCAUGCUUGUGGGGUCCUGGAGUCAGACAGCUCUCAGGACCCAACCACUGGGCGCCGGGCGUCCUGCUGGGGGUCUGCCAGCCCACUGAGCAGAAACACUGCUGGUAAACCUGACAGGCAUUUCUUGAAUAGAACUGGGAGUGAAACCGUGCCGCAGUUUGGGUUUUUUUUAUGUUCCUGAGUAAAUGGGAGGAGAAAUGGCCCAAUGAAAACCCUGUCAUUUGUAAUACAGCUUCCUGGGUAUUUUUAAACUCAACCUUCCAUACUGUAUUUUGGAAAUGCACUUUAAGUACCCGUUGAAGAAGAUUCCUAUAUUCUGGGAUGCAGAAGGGAAGGUAAUAUUAUUUCCAAACCACUGAGAACUGUGUUUUUCUUUUUUUCUUUUGCUAGUAUGUAAUAGUUCUUAUUACUGAUCAGCAAGAUAUUUCAAAGCAAAGACUUUACCUUUUGCUGCUUGUUAUCUAAUUUACAGGGAUUUAAUUUUAUGUAAUGUAUUGUAUAUUUAUACAUCUGUAAUUAAUUGCACAUUAGAUAAGAAAGAGGAUUAGCUUUAGAAUAACACCUGUUGGUACUCUCCAAUAACUAAUACUGCCUAUGCAUUUGCAUCGUUCUGGUACUCUUACACAGCCUUAGUUUGUGUUAGUUGAUACUGUGGUGGUGUUUUUGUUGAACAUGCAGUUGUUCACCUGCUGCUCGAAGGAAGGAUACUAAUGCUGCUCUGGAAUGGUUUGCUGAAUGUACUUGAAAAUGGAUCUCUAACGUGUGCGUUGCAUCUCUCCAUUGUGGUUAACAACACCAAUACGUGAUCUGAACUGUACUGUAUGUAGCAGGAAUGUAUUAAUUUUGUACUUUGUUUAAAAACAUCAGGUGUUCAAGAACAGGAUGGAGAUUCUUUUUUGUUCAGAAGGCCAUUUAUGCGUUCUAAGUGUUUGAAAUCAAAACUAGUCCAACUCAAACCAGAUGGUUGUGUCCAAUGUCAAUUGGAACAGUUUUAAAUUAACAGGAGCAGACAUACGUGUUCACAGAAUGGAGGGUGUGGGGGUCCUCACUCUCCAGUUCGUACUGUUGCCAAGUAAUGGUCUGAUCCUGAGCAGUGCUGAGCUACCUCUUGCUCACGUGGAAACCUAGAGUGAAGCAGAGGGAGUCUUGGAUGAUCAGCACUUCCCAGGAUCAGCUCUUAAUUUCCCACUCUGCUUGUUCAUACUUCAUGUGCGGUUGAUUAAUGUUCUUGACUUUGGACAUGAGACAUGCUGUUGCACUGAAAGACAUUUUUUCUUUUAAUUGCGGUUCUCGUUUCUGUUCAACCUCUCCGUACACAAGGUAUACAAGGUAUACGCUGUAUAAGUGGCCUUCUUGAACAAAUCUCUUUGCAAACUGAUUUCAUCCCAGCGAAGGAGUGCAUCAGCAACACUGUACAUUAAUUUCAGAUUUUCAUUUUCAUGUUUUAUUUUGUAAAUAUCUGAUGUUUGGAGCUUGAGUAUACAAAAUGUAAAUAUAGUUCAUGUAUUUGUACUAAUUCUGAUCCAUUUGCUGUAUAGCCUUAGGUGUGCAAUGCAGAUAUUAUCUAACUGUGUAUGGUAACCUUGCACCACUGAAUUGUUAGUGAACGAGGUGAAACAAUAAAGGUACAACCAGUGCAUUAGCAGGUA
Molecule: messenger RNA, 12533 nt
Organism: Gallus gallus (chicken)
Lineage: Eukaryota; Metazoa; Chordata; Aves; Galliformes; Phasianidae
Gene: KIF1B
Product: kinesin family member 1B
Exons: 51
Coding region: 2269-7947 (1892 amino acids)
Biological process (GO): microtubule-based movement
Molecular function (GO): ATP binding; microtubule binding; microtubule motor activity
Source: RefSeq, a predicted model, not a curated record